GGGGGAGUUCUGUGUGGACAGCACUGGCUUAAAGGCUGCCUUUGUAAGGGCUGAACAAGCUUACCCUUCAAGUGCUUAGGGAAAGCUGACUGAUUAUUCUUCCCUUCCAGGGUAAAUGGACUGUCAAAGAAUUCAAAUGUUCUUGAGAAAGGUACAGACUUGGUGUUGACAUACUGAUGUGCCAAACCUGUGGUGUAGGAACACCUCUCAGUGUGUUAAUUGCUGAGUUAGUCUGUAGAAUAUGAAGGAACAGCUUGCUAGCUCCUCAGAUGGAUUUAUUCCAAAACGUGACUGAUCCAUUGCAAAGCAGUGCUCUGUGCUACUCACUCUAGACCUGUCGUAACUGAGAUUUUGUUUCUGCUUGGGAAAGGUCUGCUGCUGCCUUUGCACUGGAAUUCCAAAAUCCUCCACACAAACAUACACCAGUAGGACCUGACUGUUUUUGGGAGGGAAGAUGACAGCAGGGAGGGCUGGCAGUGCAAUGGAAGCCAGCUAAUAAGCAGGUGGAAAAGUGCUGGGGCUUGCUUAUUAAGGAGGUGUGCAGGGAACCUCCCCUGGCUGCUUCUCUGCCUGCAGGAGCUAGCAGGAGGAGGCUCUGGCAGCAGGUGGAGAUCAGACUGGGCCACAGUGGGAGCAUCACCAGCUCUGCUGCUGAGAGAGCACCCUGCCCUCUGGAGGAGUUGCUGGAGCCUGUUCUGGAGCACAUCUGACUGCUACUGCCAACGAGGCCCCAGCCAGCCACCAUGUACUGCCUUCAGUGGUUGCUACCUGUCCUGCUCAUACCCAAGCCCCUCAACCCAGCGUUGUGGUUCAGUCACUCGAUGUUCAUGGGAUUCUACCUGCUCAGUUUUCUCCUGGAACGGAAACCUUGCACAAUUUGUGCCUUGGUCUUCCUGGCAGCUCUAUUCCUCAUCUGCUACAGCUGCUGGGGGAACUGCUUCUUGUAUCACUGCACAGGAUCCCAGUUGCCAGAAUCAGCUCACGAUCCCAGCAUAGUGGGCACCUAGAAAAUCAUAAUCUUCCAGUCUGCUGAGGGCUCUUGUUUUGCUUUUUAAAAAAGGGGUGGGGCUGGGGAGGAGGUGGGUGUUGGGUGUGGGACUGGAGUAAGGAUAACCUAUUUCCUGUAACUGUGCGUGGACUGGAGUGGCAAAUUCUUCCCACUCUGCCUGUGAAAUCGACUCGUUUACUGUGUGAACUCUGGCAGCACCACCUGCUUUUUUAGGAGCAGAAGUCUUUCUUUUUCUUUCCCGUAUCACCGGGAACAGACACCAGCCCUCUCAACUGAGAACUGCUGGAAGCCUGAGCUGCUGGCCCCUGCCCAGCUGGGAGUGCUGGAGUUGUGUGUCACUUGUCUGCAUUAGGCCAUGGGGGUCUAAUUCAGGGCUCUUGGCCCACUGAUCCUGCUUGAAUAGCUACAAGAUUCUCUCAGUCUCUCUUUAUGGGGAGCCAGCCUUCCCACCUUGCUGAUCAAGGGCGAGUGCCACAGCUCACAAAUGGACUUGGCCAGAAGCUGCAGGAGCCAGAGGCAGUUGAGUCAUCUCCUCCUGCUCAGCCUGCCAAAGAGAUGUGUGCACUGCCCAAGUGCUUUCUGAACUUGUUGCUCCGAGAUCCCAGCCUGAAAGCCUCAGUUAUGCUGCUGCUUUUAUAAAGCCAGACAGGCAGUAGAGACUUUCUCUUCCCCUCCUCCUACAUGUCCUGGGUUUACCAAGGUAUUGACCAUUGGGAGAAAGAACCAGCAUGCUGCAAGACACAGGGUUUUGGAAGCCACUGUGAACUUUACCCUACAAAACUCAUGCUAGCCCGAAAGGCUGAGUGUGAGCAGUGCAGGAGAGGAUCCAUGAGGUGGAGGCAAGGCUUGGAGCAGUAAAUGCUUCAGCCAUUUUCAGAGAUAAUCGUUUUGGGCCAGAGGUGACAGAAGGUGCUGGUGCUACUGACCAGAGAAGGGCAGAGGCUGGAAAAAUGCCUGGUAUCUCCAGCUUCCCUGGCAGAAGGAUGUCAAGAAUCCAGGGUGAUGGUGGGUCGGGCCUACAGCCUGGGGCAAAGGUUGGUUUGUGAGAAGCCUUAGAGGUUAGCACAAAACACUUACCUCUAAACUUUGAAGGUUUCCCUCCCCUUUGCCAUCUGUUUGUCUUUCCUUCAGUCUUCUGGUGGAGAGCAGCAGAAGUGGCUGUUGUUGUCCUGAGGCAGUUCAAGCUAUGAGGUUGUGAAACUUCCAGAGUAUUGUUUGUUCAUUGCACAGCUGUUCAAAAUGUUUAAUAAAGCUUUAUAAACUUUG
Molecule: messenger RNA, 2275 nt
Organism: Serinus canaria (Common canary)
Lineage: Eukaryota; Metazoa; Chordata; Aves; Passeriformes; Fringillidae
Gene: BLCAP
Product: BLCAP apoptosis inducing factor
Exons: 2
Coding region: 744-1007 (87 amino acids)
Source: RefSeq, a predicted model, not a curated record